Messenger RNA from Corythoichthys intestinalis (scribbled pipefish), 5394 nucleotides. It is a transcript of the gene ace, whose product is annotated as angiotensin I converting enzyme (peptidyl-dipeptidase A) 1. The transcript is spliced from 25 exons. Gene Ontology annotation, molecular function: peptidyl-dipeptidase activity; metallopeptidase activity. Bases 1250 to 5104 code for a protein of 1284 amino acids. Gene Ontology annotation, cellular component: plasma membrane. NCBI's taxonomy places the organism in Eukaryota, Metazoa, Chordata, Actinopteri, Syngnathiformes, Syngnathidae. Gene Ontology annotation, biological process: proteolysis. The record is from RefSeq and is a predicted model, not a curated record.
UCAUUGUCUACUCAUAAUAAACUCAUUUAAAUUCACAGCAGAUGACGAUUGGACACCACACAGUUGGACGUACAUUAACGUCUUGGGUGGUUGGAAACUAGAUCUUGAAGAGUACAUAUCGCGCAGCAUCGGCGCAUUAUUUCUUAGUACUCCCUGAUACUGAUACGUCAUUUUAGUGUCCAACACUAGUUAUGACAUCAACUGUAGCAUGGUGUCAGAGGAUGUCAAGAGAAAUCAAGCCAAAGUGUUUCCAUUGGAGAUUCGAAUGGUUAAAAAAAUGAUUUAACUCAGAGGCUUUUAUUGUGACUGUUAACAUCAAUGUCAGCCAAUAAGUUAAUAAAAGAAGUGACCCAAAAAUGCCCGAAAUGUAUAGAAACUGAUUGAAAAUCUAGAGAAUCUUCAGAAAUUGCAUUUAUUCACCAUAAAUGGCAGCCCUUUUUAAGAGGGUGUGCACACUUGUGCAACCACAAUAUCUCAGAUGUGCUCCCCCAAAAAUAUUGAGUUCUAAUUUGGAAAAAAAAAAUGUUAAGAAAUGUUAAUUUUUUGAUUUUUGUCUUUCUGUAAGCAACUAUAUGUACACUGGUGGUUUUUUUUUGUUGAAAAAGAAGGGCAUUUCUAAAAGAGCAAAAACUUUUAAACACUUCUUUUUUUUUUUUUUUUAAGCAUUUUGAAACAUAAUGUUUCGGUGAGAAUGGUUGUGAGUGUCUUAUCAUUGGUGUACGUCUCACUUUUCUAAUUUCCCCAAGCUUAUCAAGCCUCUGCUUACCAUCCCCUCUCCCCCUCCCGUGUCCCUUCUCCCCAUUCCCGCCCUCCUCUUCUUUCCCCUUGAGCCAUGUGUGUGUGUUUGUGCUGAGCGAGGCACGAGAGAGCAAAGUAUGUCGAGUCCCGCCUCGUGCCGGUCAGGGAGGCGCUGACAAGUCUCUCCUCUGCUCGACCGCUGUGCCAUAUCUUAUCUGUCGUAUCUCCCCUGAUGCUGAUGCUGCUUGGCUGGAGGAGGGCGCGAGAAGUAAGGCUUUGGUGCGCGUUGCGUUCAAGGGUGGGGAUUAUGUUUAGUAUUGUAAAGGGGUGCAAGUGCAGGCUGCAGGGGCGUGUGGGCUGGGUCACGCUAGGACUUUAAAAAGACACUUGCUGAGCUUGGUGACCAGUCCAGGGAAAGGAGCUUGAAGCCCCCCUGUUGAAGGUUUUUUUUCUCAUUUUUUCCACCCAACUUUCUUCUCCUUUUUUACACUUGUGGUGCCGGGAGGCAGACAUGCAUACAUUUGUGUGGUCACUUGUGCUACUGCUGCAAGUGCUGCAGCAAUGUGAAGCUCUGCCGGGAAGCUGGCUGCCAGGGGAAUAUUCCAACACGAAGGCCGAUGCGGUGAGGUUCCUCAGCAACUACAACAGCACUGCGGAGGAGGUUUUUUUCUACAGCGUGUCGGCCAGCUGGACCUACAACACCAACUUGACAGAGCACAACUCUCAUCUCCAGGUCAAUGCAUCCUUGGAUGAGCAGGCCUUCACUGAGGCUUGGGGGCUCAAGGCCAAAACCGUCUUCACUAAUGAGGUGCUUGAGACUCUCGACCCCAAAGAUCAGAAACUGAUGUACUUGGUGAUGCUCCUUGGACCUGCUAACCUGCCUCCAGAAGAAAGAAGCGAGUAUAACACCAUUCUCAGCAACAUGGAUAGUAUUUAUUCAACCGCCAAAGUCCAUCCGCAGCCUAACGUCUCCUGGAGCCUCGAACCUCAUCUAACAGAUAUCAUGGCGACGUCGAGGAGCUACAAAAAACUGUUGUACGCUUGGGAGGGCUGGCACAAUGUCUCAGGUGUCCCCCUCAAGCAGCACUACCCCAGGUUUGUCGAGCUUGGGAACAAAGCCUCAAGGGCUGAUGGAUUUACCGACACGGGAGAUGACUGGCGCGCAGUGUACGAAACCAAAAACUUCCAAGAUGUCAUCGAAAAUCUAUACAAAACAAUCCAACCCCUCUAUCAGCACCUCCACGCUUUCGUGCGACGCCGACUCUACAACCAGUACGGCCCCAAAUACAUCAACCUCAAAGGACCGAUCCCCGCUCAUCUGCUCGGAAACAUGUGGGCCCAGACCUGGAACAACAUCUACCGCUUGAUGACACCGUUUCCGGACAAACCCAACAUUGAUGUGACUAAAGAAAUGGUCAAACAAGGCUACGACGCUCAACGUAUGUUCCGCGUCGCAGAGGAGUUCUUCACGUCUCUGAAUCUAUCGGCGAUGCCUCCAGAAUUCUGGAACGGCUCCAUGCUGGAAAAGCCCGAUGAUCGAGAAGUUGUGUGUCACGCGUCUGCCUGGGACUUUUACAACCGCAAAGACUUCCGAAUCAAGCAAUGCACCACUGUGAAAAUGGAGCAGCUCUUUACCGUACACCACGAGAUGGGACACGUGCAAUAUUACCUCCAGUACAAAGACCAACCUGUGGGCUUCCGUCGCGGGGCCAAUCCCGGAUUUCACGAAGCCAUCGGCGACGUUCUGUCUCUGUCUGUUUCCACACCCAAACACCUCCACACCAUUGGAUUACUGGAGUCUGAAACGUCUGACCACGAAUCUGACAUCAACUACCUGUUAAAGAUGGCGCUGGAGAAGAUAGCCUUCCUUCCAUUCGGCUACCUUAUUGACCAAUGGCGUUGGAGCGUAUUUGGGGGUAAAACGCCUCCAGAGCGAUACAACUCGGAAUGGUGGUACCUCAGGACAAAAUAUCAAGGCGUCUGCCCACCUACUAAGCGUAGUGACGACCACUUUGAUGCUGCUGCAAAAUACCACAUACCUGCAAACGUACCAUACAUCAGGUAUUUUGUUAGCUUCAUCUUGCAGUUCCAGUUCCACGAAAAGCUGUGUGAGGCAGCCAAGCACACCGGACCUUUGCACACAUGCGAUAUCUACCGCUCUGCAGAAGCCGGGGCCAUUAUGAAAAAAGUUCUUCAGGCAGGUUCCUCCAAAUCUUGGCCUCUUGUGCUCAAAGAGGCGAUAGGUACUGACAAGUUGGACGCGGGCGCACUGAUGAGAUACUUUGACCCUAUUAUCAAGUGGCUGGAACAACAAAAUGUUGAUGAAGUCUUAGGAUGGCCUGAUUUUGAUUGGGUUCCACCCAUUCCUGAGGGCUAUCCAGAGGAUAUCGAUAAAAACACAGAUGAGCUUGAUGCCAAGAAUCUUCUGGAGGAGUUCAACAGCACAGCUGAAGUGGCGUUCAAUGCAUAUACAGAGGCCUCAUGGGCGUAUAACACUGACAUCAAUGAAGCCAACAAGCAGAUCAUGCUUCAAAAGAGUCUGGAAAUGUCAGCUCACACCUUGAAAUAUGGCUUGCGAGCACGGCAGUUCGAUACGACAGAUUUCCAGGAUGCCACUACCAGGCGCAUCGUUCUAAAACUCAGCGAAAUCGAUAAAGCCGCUCUGCCGCCACAACAGCUUGAAGAGUUCAACACCAUCGUAUCCGACAUGGAGACCAAAUAUAGCGUGGCGGAGGUCUGCAGAGAAAACGGCCAGUGUCACCCACUGGAUCCUGACCUUCAGAAGAUCAUGGCAGAGUCCAGAGAUUAUGACGAGCUGCUAUUUGCCUGGAAAGGUUGGCGAGAUGCUGCAGGCAAAAUACUUCGUUCAGAUUACAAGAGAUACGUUGAACUGUCCAAUGAGGCUGCCGUACUCAAUGGUUACAGUGACAACGGUGCUUCCUGGCGUUCUCUGUAUGAAACUCCGACCUUUGAGGAAGACCUGGAGGUUCUCUGGAAAGAAUUGGAACCGCUCUACUUGAACGUGCACGCCUAUGUCCGCAGGGCUCUGUACAAAAAGUUUGGUCCUAAGCGCAUCAAUUUGAGAGGACCCAUACCUGCUCACUUGCUUGGUAACAUGUGGGCUCAGACGUGGUCUGGUAUCAUGGAUCUGGUCAUGCCUUAUCCAGACGCUACGCAAGUUGAUGCGACGCCAGCCAUGGUCGCACAGGGCUGGGAUGCUAAAAGAAUGUUCCAGGAAUCAGACAGGUUUUUCACCUCUCUGGGGCUUCUGCCUAUGCCAAAAGAGUUCUGGGACAAAUCCAUGAUAGAGAAGCCCACCGACGGCCGACAAGUUGUCUGCCACGCCUCUGCAUGGGACUUUUAUAACAGAAAAGACUUCAGAAUCAAACAGUGUACUGUUAUAACCAUGGACGACUUGAUCACUGUCCACCACGAGAUGGGACACGUUCAGUACUUCCUGCAGUACAAGGAUCAGCCUGUGUCAUUCCGCGAGGGUGCUAACCCCGGCUUCCACGAGGCCAUCGGCGAUGUCCUGGCCUUGUCUGUGUCCACCCCCAAACAUUUGCAUAGCAUUGGCCUCCUGGACAAAGUGGAGAAUAAUCACGAGAGUGACAUCAAUUUCCUGAUGAACAUGGCGCUUGAUAAGAUUGCCUUCUUACCUUUUGGCUACCUGAUGGACCAAUGGAGGUGGAAGGUGUUUGAUGGACGCAUACUAUCAUCUGACUACAAUAAAGAGUGGUGGAACCUGAGACUGAAGUACCAGGGCCUAUGCCCGCCCGUCUCCCGCACCGAGGAUGACUUUGACCCAGGUGCAAAGUUCCACAUCCCCGCUAAUGUUCCCUACGUGAGGUACUUUGUAAGCUUCAUUAUCCAGUUCCAGUUCCACAAGGCUCUUUGUAAUGCUGCCAAGCACGUGGGGCCCCUGCACACAUGUGACAUUUACCAGUCCAAGGAUGCUGGGAAGUUGUUGGGAGACGUGAUGAAGUUGGGCUUCAGCAAGCCCUGGCCCGAAGCCAUGACCAUGAUCACAGGCCAGCCUAAAAUGAGCGCCAAGCCACUCAUGGAAUAUUUCGAACCUCUCAUUAAAUGGCUGGAAGAAGAGAAUGACAAGAACAAGGACAUCCGCGGGUGGCCCGACUACGACUGGAAGCCUUCAACUCCAGCAAAGGAAUCUGAGACUAAUACCAACACUGUGGACUUCCUGGGAAUGAAUGUAGACAGAGCAGCCGCCGUUGCAGGCCAGUGGAUUUUGCUGGUAAUAGGCUUGGUCCUACUGCUCACCAUCAUCUUCAUGGCCUACAGAUACAGGAAGUCAAAAAGGUCUAAAGCGUCAUUGUUGUCAAUGGAGCUUAGGGAAAAACACUAACUGGCAAGUGCAGCUCGCACAGUAACAACCCUGAUGUGGCAAAUGGUGUUUUGUUCUGUACAACGAAUCUGACCACAUUUGCUUUUACAUUAUUUGUAUUGGUCUCCCUACCCAUUACAUGUUGUUGUAUAUUUAUUGUAUACACCAAUUAUAUUUUUGCCUAUGCAAAAGAAAUUGCAAUUUUGUAAUUUAUUUGUAAUAUGUUCACAUGUAGGGAGGAAAUUUAUGUAAAGUUAUUGUUUGUGUAAGCAUUUUCUGAUGUGGUUUCUUGUUUCUACAAUAAAAAAAAA